Messenger RNA from Helianthus annuus (common sunflower), 717 nucleotides. RefSeq lists its product as uncharacterized. The transcript is spliced from 2 exons. NCBI's taxonomy places the organism in Eukaryota, Viridiplantae, Streptophyta, Magnoliopsida, Asterales, Asteraceae. The record is from RefSeq and is a predicted model, not a curated record. Bases 96 to 377 code for a protein of 93 amino acids.
ACUUUUGUUCGAAAACAAAAUAUUUGAUGGCAUAAGGUCGUCGGCUUGCACAGUUGCACUCCGUUAAUUUACUUGCUACGAUCCGCCACAGGCAUAUGGAGAAAGUGGCUAACAACGGUGGUGGUGGUGGCUACUGGUGGUGGGCCGCCGCUAGUGGUGUCCAAUUGGUGUGGGGCAUAUAUUCAUUCCGCAAAGGCUACUCCGGCGACUCACGCCUCAUGCCUCUCAAAGCUUUUGGUGUAGCUUCUCUGUUCGUCGGCGCCACCGCCACUGCAACUGUCGGAACCCUACGUGCCUCCGGCAUCCACUCGGUAAAGGAUGCCAUUGAAGCUGGUGAGAGUAUAAGGUCCGGGCUCGGAGUCAAGGGGAGGGGAUGAAUCAAGUUAUCGCUUGAAUGAUUUUGAUCAAUAUGAAAGUUGCAACAUUUUAGUUAAAUUCAGGUACACAACAGAUAAUAAUCCUCUCGUUGGUCUAACCUAUUUUCUUGAAGAACCAACAACUUCUGGAUUGCACAUUGGACACGGCUGCUUUGUUUUCGGGACAGAGAGGGUAUUUAUUAAUCUGAUUUUUUUUCAAAGUAUUUCUAGAGAGAGAACAAUUUGAUCUCAAUUACCCAAGCUGUUGUUGGUUAUCUUAAUAGAUGUUAAAUAAAAAUAGAGAACUUUUUCGUUGUUGCUCCUUAGCGUGAAUGAAAGUCGAGUUUUGGAAUUAUGGAAA